AUGAAUUUGAAGGGGACCACCAACAACUUCACUUUGGAUUUCAAUCAGUUCACACAGUUCAGAAGCUCUAUCUAUAAGGAAUCUGUAUUCAGACUGUUACCUGUCUGUCUGUUUGUCUCUCUGCAGAGCUGGCAGUCUUUCUGUGUCCCUUCUGGACCUGAAGACCUUCCCAGCAUCACUGUCAGUCCACACGUCUCUUUUGAGGCUCUGAGGAAAUCUGUCUCUGAACUGAAAGAGCGACUGGAGGAUUUCUGGAGGAAGGUGGAACUGGUCAAAAUUUCUGAAUUAGUGAAACAAGUCCAUGCUGUAGAGUCCAAGACCAGAAAGAAUUUCCUACAGUAUUCCUGUCACCUCACACUGGACCCCAACACAGCACACAGAGACCUCCCUCUGUCUGAGGGGAACAGAGAGGUGACCUAUAUACAAAGGAGCUGGUCAUAUCCUGAUCAUCCAGAGAGAUUUGACUACUGGGCCCAAGUGCUGUGCAGAGAGGGUCUGUCUGGACGCUGUUACUGGGAGGCUGAGUGGAAUGGGCUUGGGGUUUAUAUAGCAGUGUCAUAUAAAGAGAUCAGCAGGAAAGGAGAGGGUUAUGACUGUGUUCUGGGAUGUAAUAACAAGUCCUGGAGAUUGCGCUGUAAUGCCACCAGUUGCUCUUUCAGUCACAGUAAUGCGAGCAUUGAAAUCUCUGUUCCCCCCUACUCCAGAAUAGGGGUGUACCUGGAUCACAGGGCAGGAACUCUGUCCUUCUACAGCAUCUCUGACACAAUGACCCUCGUGCACAGAGUCCAGACCACAUUCACUCAGCCCCUCUAUCCUGGGUUUUGGGUUGAUUUAGGAUCUUCUGUAAAACUGUAUGAUCUGGGAUGAGAGAGAGGGAAGACUGGCUGUAAUUAGAGGUAGAGAAAAACACUGCAGUGAGAUUGUGUUCAUUUUUUGUAUGUGUAAAAGGUGUAAGGUGCAAUUUUGACUACUCUAACCACCACAUUGAAUCUUUGUCUCUUCAUUCUGGACUAUUGUAAUUCCACUGGCACGCACUGGUGGAGUCAUUAGUAUCACAAGCUGUAAAUGGCAGCUGGAAAGACAACACAGCAGGCCCACAGCAACCUUCAAGACAUGGGACAGCAGUCUCACAACCUCCUUAUGGGAAAGAAGAGCCCGUGCAUGCGCGUUUUUUUGUGAUUUCGGUUUUUUUUUUUCUCUGAAGUUUUGGUUGCCAUAUUGGCCAUUCAUUUGUUCUGGAAGAUUUCUUUUGUUUUGUGUUUUUGGGUGAAUAAAAGGGGGUAAGCCAGCACCUCUUGUUGUGUUUUCUGGUCUGUUCACCACGGGAGCAGAGGCCACCUCCAGCCCUUCCUCACAGCAUACACUACAUGGCCAAAAGUAUGUGGACUCCUGACAUCCAACAUCUCAUCCAAAAUUAUGGGCAUUGAUAUGGAGUUGGGUCCACCCUUCACGGCUAUAGCAGCCUCCACUCUUCCGGGAAGGCUUUAUAAUAGACGU
Messenger RNA from Anguilla anguilla (European eel), 1497 nucleotides. Its product is annotated as tripartite motif-containing protein 16-like. Gene Ontology annotation, molecular function: protein binding. NCBI's taxonomy places the organism in Eukaryota, Metazoa, Chordata, Actinopteri, Anguilliformes, Anguillidae. Bases 1 to 867 code for a protein of 288 amino acids. The transcript is spliced from 4 exons. The record is from RefSeq and is a predicted model, not a curated record.